Molecule: messenger RNA, 270 nt
Organism: Adineta steineri
Lineage: Eukaryota; Metazoa; Rotifera; Eurotatoria; Adinetida; Adinetidae
Source: the annotation of a GenBank genome assembly
AUGGGCGAACAUUCGAAAGCACUUUUAUCUCUCGAAAAAGCACUUGAAAUUAUACAAAAAAAUCAUCCUUCUAAUCAUCCUUUAUUGGCUAAUUCAUACAACAACAUCGGUUUGGUGUAUGAUGACAUGGAAGAAUACUCGAAAGCACUAUCAUGUUUUGAACAUGCGCUGGACAUAUGGCAACGUGCAUUGCCUCCAACUCAUCCUGAUAUUAAAGAUGUGAAAAAGAAUAUUGAAAUUAUAAAAGAAAAAAUUAUAACGAAUAGUUGA